CAAAAAAGGCAAUACCAACAAAACUUUGAACUUGAGAAUUGAGACACCCCUAUUUUGCUAUCUGAUGGAGUUUCAAUUUUCAUUCAACUUCAUUUUCUUAUGCCUUUUCUUAUCAUUCCUCUUUCUACUACUAGUGGAAUGGAAAAAAUCGAAAACCUUAAACAAACAACUGCCUCCAGGUCCAUGGAAAUUGCCUAUUCUGGGAAGUGUCCAUCACUUAGCAUUAGAAGGUGGACUUCCCCAUCAUGCCCUCACCAACUUGGGCAAAAAAUAUGGACCUUUCAUGCACCUUCAACUCGGUGAAAUUUCUACGGUCGUGGUUUCUUCUGUGGACAUGGCGCGAGAGAUACUGAAAACUCAUGACCUUGCUUUUGCGUCGAGGCCUAAAUUAGUGUCCCUCGACAUAAUAUUCUACAAGAGCACUGAUAUUGCGUUUAGUCCUUACGGGGAUUACUGGAGACAGAUGCGCAAAGUAUGCGUCAUGGAACUUCUCACCGCCAAGAUGGUCCGGUCCUUUAAUUCCAUUAGGCGCGACGAGGCUUCGCAACUCGUGCAAUUCAUCCGGUCAUCGACACCUGGCAAGCCGGUAAACGUUACAGAACGGAUUUUAUGGUACGAGAGCUCAAUUACAUGCAAAGCAGCAUUUGGAGAAUUGUUGAAAGAUCAAGAGAAAUUCAUUCGAAUUGUGAGGGAAUUGACGGAAUUAGCAGGUGGAUUUAGUGUGGCUGAUAUUUUUCCUUCAAUCAAGAUCCUUCAUGUGCUAAGUGGAUUGAGGAGUAGAAUUUUGAAAGUUCACAAAAAUGUUGAUGCUAUUGUUGAGGAUGUUAUCAAUGAGCAUAAAAAGAAUCUUGCAAGUGGUAAAAAGGGAAAUGGUACAUUAGGAGGUGAAGAUUUAGUUGAUGUUUUAUUAAGAUUAAUGGAGAAUGGGGAACUUCAAAUCCCAAUCACCAAUGACAACAUCAAAGCAAUUAUGAUCGACUUGUUCUCUGCGGGAACAGAAACUUCAACAACAACAACACUAUGGGCCAUGACUGAAAUGAUGAGGAACCCAAGUGUGUUAGCAAAAGCACAAGCAGAAGUAAGAGAAGUAUUCAAAGGAAAGGAAAUUUUCAAUGAGGAUGAUAUUGAUGAACUAAAAUACUUAAAACAAGUUGUUAAAGAAACCUUGAGACUUCAUCCUCCACUCCCUCUUUUAGUUCCAAGAGAAUGUAGGGAAGAAACAAACAUCAAUGGAUACACUAUCCCUUUAAAAACAAGAGUCAUGGUUAAUGUUUAUGCGAUGGGGAGGGAUCUGAAGUAUUGGGAAGACGCAGAAAGCUUUAUGCCUGAGAGAUUCGAGCAGAGCUCAGUGGAUUUCAUGGGGAAUAACUUUGAGUAUGUUCCAUUUGGUUCUGGAAGGAGAAUGUGUCCUGGGAUUUCAUUUGGUUUGAUAAAUGUUUAUCUUCCACUAGCUAAAUUGCUGUAUCAUUUUGAUUGGAAACUCCCUGAUGGUGUGAAGCCUGAAGAUUUAGAUAUGACUGAGUUUUCUGCAAUAACUGCCGCAAGAAAGUGUGAGCUUUACUUGAUUGCCACCCCUUAUUAUUCUUUUCACGAAUGAUCUCUGAUACAACAGUGAGCGUCUUUUUUUGGGGGGUUCUUUAUGUGUUUCUGAACUUGUGUGAAUUAUAUGUUUAAUUAUGAGGGGAGAUCAGCUUGUUUCAAGCUUGUACAUAUCAGUUUGUGUAUAAUUCUGCAAUAUAUUCUUGUGAUGUUCAAUGAGUUCAGUGUUAUAAAUGGGAUCCGAAGUUUGUGUUUUAACUAAGCUUCACCAUCCAAAAUUAUAUGAAACUGCUUAGUGAUUUUUUUUUAUUCAUAUAAAA
Messenger RNA from Lycium ferocissimum, 1859 nucleotides. Its product is annotated as premnaspirodiene oxygenase-like. The transcript is spliced from 2 exons. Gene Ontology annotation, molecular function: heme binding; monooxygenase activity; oxidoreductase activity, acting on paired donors, with incorporation or reduction of molecular oxygen. Bases 65 to 1597 code for a protein of 510 amino acids. NCBI's taxonomy places the organism in Eukaryota, Viridiplantae, Streptophyta, Magnoliopsida, Solanales, Solanaceae. The record is from RefSeq and is a predicted model, not a curated record.